Messenger RNA from Lepisosteus oculatus (spotted gar), 1658 nucleotides. It is a transcript of the gene id4, whose product is annotated as inhibitor of DNA binding 4. The record is from RefSeq and is a predicted model, not a curated record. Gene Ontology annotation, molecular function: transcription regulator activity; protein dimerization activity. Gene Ontology annotation, biological process: circadian regulation of gene expression; negative regulation of transcription by RNA polymerase II; cell differentiation. Gene Ontology annotation, cellular component: cytoplasm; nucleus. Lineage: Eukaryota; Metazoa; Chordata; Actinopteri; Semionotiformes; Lepisosteidae.
CUCUGCCUAGUGGAGAGCGGUGAGCUCUCAGGUCAGGGAAUAGCAUUAGAGACGGGAACUGCGCUCUCUUGAACAUUUUGUUUUUGUAUCUGAACAGCCAAAGACGUUCAAGUCCAUUGAAGUAACCUUUAACACCGAGAGGUUUUUUUUAAAAGACAUAACCGUCUUGUUGUAAGCAGAGCUCCGCUCCCCUCCACAAGCCAAGCGGUACAGUGUUGUUUGUUUGUUUGUUUGUUUGUUUUUAAAAAUAACAAUGAAAGCUGUUACUCCAGUCCGCUCUCAGAAGGAUUCCUCCUCCGGUUGCGGUGACAUCGCUUUCCACUGUCUGUCGGACCAUAGCCUGAACAUCGCCCGGUGCAAAAUGGAAGAAGAGGAGCUCUUUUGCCUGCAGUAUGACAUGAACGACUGUUACACCAGGCUGAAGCGGCUAGUGCCGACCAUACCGCAGGGCAAGAAAGUCAGCAAAGUGGAGAUCCUGCAGCAUGUGAUAGACUAUAUAUUGGACCUGCAGUUCGCCCUGGAGACGCACCCGGCUCUGUUGAGGCAGCAGCACGGAAGGUGCCCACCGGCCUCCGCCAGGACACCCCUGACUGCUCUCAACACUGAGCAGGCAAGAGCCAUUCUCAAAAAGCAAGAGGACACUAUUCUGUGUCGUUGAAAUACGGCGAAAAGGUGUGCGGAAGGCCCAUCCAAACUCAGAAACAGUCCGAGAGAGAAUCUGGAGCCAGAAUCAGAGGGGAUUGCUAAACGCUACGGAAACAGGAAAAAAAACAACAACAGCCAAAACAAAACUUAAUUACGACAGCGAAAUGAACUGCUUCCCCUAUCCCACCGUUUUUCCGAGAAAUUAUCCUAGAACUUCAAAUAAUUGCUCUGAUUUCUGAGUAAAAGAGACGCGGUGGAAUUGUUUGGUUUACAGCAUUAUAUAAAUACGAACACUGUUUUAGAACAACGGCAUUUUUUUAAUUUACUAAAAGCAGAUUUUAAAGCUUUACUAAACUGUAAAAGAAUUGUAAAUGUAUUGACAUCUAUUGUUUAAAAUAGAUGAUACACGUUGGACCAGGGAUAACUUUUUUGCCCUGCUAGAAACUGUUCAAUAUUGUUAAGAGGUAUAACGAUUUAUGACAAUUAAUAUUGUACAUAUAUAUAGAGAAAGAGAGAUGUUCUAUAAAUGUAUGUGAAAGAAAAUAUCUAUAUGCUUAAAUAGACUAUUGUAAUUAUAAGAUAUUUUUAUUAAAACUCUUUUGUUUUGUAAAUAUGGUGUUUUCAUUUUUAUGUUUGGUGGAUGAAUCCAUUAUGUUUUGCUAAUAAAGUCUGUAAAAACCAUGCCAGUUUUUCCUUUUUGUUUAAAAUAUAUAAUUGAUGUUCCAGCAUCUUUUUUUUUAACACUUGAUAAACUCGUCUGCAUGCAAAAAAAUGACUUUCCAGAUUAUUUUGCUUAAAAUAAGAGACUUUCAGGAUGGAAAUCAGUGCAUGGUUGAUUCUGGCUGGAUUUUGUAUAGGUCUUUAAAUGGUGCCACAUCUCAAGAUUUUGUAAAACAAAGUAAUUGUAUUCUUUGAAGGAAAAAAAAAUGGCAAUGUUUCUAAAAAAUCUGACGAUAAGGUUUUGAGAGUUUGUAACAGAUGUUCACUGCUGAAAUAAAAUCUUGUGGCAUGCA